GAGGACUGUAGUGUGUUCAUAGCAAUCCUAAGGUCGCUGGUUCGAAUCCGGCAGGUCGGAUUAUUAUUUUUUAAAACUCAUCUCUUUCUUCUUCAAUUUUUUUUUUAUCUCUUUCUUCUUCAUUCUUAAACCCUAAUUCCACCAUUGAAAAACCAGAAACUAACAAUACUCAAAUGACAAUUUGGCGUCUCUUUUGUACCAAAUCCAUCUCUAUUUCUUCCAAUUCAAAAACUUCACAUUUCUCCUUAAACCCUAACUCAACUUUCUCUCAAUUCACUUCCCACUUCAGACAAUUUUCCACCUCCUUCCUCGUCACCAAAAUCCCAAAGAAAUUCCGCAAGAAACGAAAGAAAAAGGAAUCCCCACGUACCAAAUUGGUUCAAACUCAACCAAACAUCAAUCCCCAUUUCGAAAACAUUCUUUUUGGUGAUACCCAUUUCAGAUUUCUCACUAAAACCAAAGAAUUCCUCUCCAAACAACCCCAUCAUGUACUUCCCCUUGACGAUGCCGGAAAACUCCACCAGCAGCUGGGGUUCCCACGUGGAAGAAAGGUUGUUCGAUCCCUCCAACGACACCCUUCAAUCUUCGAAAUUUAUCGGCAUAAUGAUGGUAAGAUGUGGAUUGGUUUUACUGAUUUCAUGGAAAAAUUGUUGGAUGAGGAGGGUAAAGUAAUGAAUGAAAUGGAAAGUGAUAGAGUUAGUGUUGUUAGGAAAUUGUUAAUGAUGUCGAAAGAUAAGAGGAUUGCUUUGAGUAAAAUUUAUCAUAAUAGGCUUUUAUUUGGUAUACCUGAAGAUUUUAGGGAUAGGAUAAGGAAGUAUGAGGAUUAUUUUAAGGUGGUUGUUGAGGAAGAUGGGAAAAGGGUAAUUGAGCUUCUGAAAUGGGAUCCUACAUUGGCGGUGAGCGCGUUGGAGAAGGAGUAUAUGGUUGAUGAGGAUAAGGUGAAGAAGGCGUUUAAGUUUCCAAUAAAACAUGGGAAGGCAUUGGAUUUGGAUGAAGGUGAUGAGAGGAAGUUGAAUUUGUUGUAUACAUUGCCAUUGGUUUCGCCUUAUUCUGAUGGGAGUAAGCUGGAUUUGUGGACAGUGGAGGCGGAGAAGUUUAGGGUGGGAUUGAUUCAUGAGUUCUUGAGCUUGACAUUGGAGAAGAGAGCUUAUAUACACAACAUUGUGGAGUUCAAGGAGGAGUUUUGUCUUACGAAGCAUACUUAUCAGAUGCUCUUGAAACAGCCUCGGACGUUUUACUUGGCUGGUACCGAAAUGAAUUGGUCUGUGUUUCUUAAGGAUGCUUAUGGGGAAGAUGGGGUUUUGCUAAAUAAGGAUCCACAGGUGCUGUUCAAUGAGAAACUUUAUAAAUAUGCAGACAUGAAAGUAUUGAAGCCAAGCAGUGAUGUCUAUGAAACAUGAAAGGUUGAAUUAGCUUUUGAUGUCUAGUGUAACUUAUGGUGAUGAUGGAGCAUCAUAGAGCAGAAUUUACACGAAGAAUGCAAAAGAAGAAUUAUGGUGGACCUCAUCCACCUAUAUUAUAUAUCAAAGCAACAUAAAUCUUGAGGUAUCUAGAGUUGUUUCAAACUCUUGUUUAGCAUUUUCCUGCUGCCUAUUGUUUCAGCUGUAAAUUGUAAUCAUGCCUGUACUCUAUCAUCUACAAAAUGUAGAGCACUAUUGCAUUCACAAUGUAAAAUCUUACUUAUC
Molecule: messenger RNA, 1685 nt
Organism: Solanum verrucosum
Lineage: Eukaryota; Viridiplantae; Streptophyta; Magnoliopsida; Solanales; Solanaceae
Product: protein WHAT'S THIS FACTOR 1 homolog, chloroplastic
Exons: 2
Coding region: 174-1400 (408 amino acids)
Molecular function (GO): RNA binding
Source: RefSeq, a predicted model, not a curated record